AUGCAGGAUACUUCUAUUGAUUCUCCCAUACUACCCUCCGCCCUCGAGGCCCUUAUUGGAACAAAGCACACUUUCGAAAUUAAGAGCCACACCUACUACCGUUAUGGAGAAUAUGAGAGCUUCAAUUGCGGCAAGAUUGUUGGGCCUGAUAUGGAUAAAACAGGUGGGAGUGUCAAUGUUGUUCCGUCGGAUUUGAAUGGAAGCCCAUCUGCCACCCUAAAGCGUGACUCGAACCUCCCGCCCCCAACCCCCGGAUCUGGACGGAAACUUAGAAAGCUAUGCAUUCAAGAAUCAGAUGACGAUGCUGAUGAGGUGUCCAUUGACUGUACGGGAGUUAAUGACAUGGUGGACGAUAGCGGCGAUGCUAAGGAGGGUUCCCUCUGA
This is a messenger RNA of Helianthus annuus (common sunflower), 384 nucleotides long. RefSeq lists its product as uncharacterized. The transcript has 2 exons. NCBI's taxonomy places the organism in Eukaryota, Viridiplantae, Streptophyta, Magnoliopsida, Asterales, Asteraceae. The record is from RefSeq and is a predicted model, not a curated record. The coding region runs from base 1 to 384 and encodes 127 amino acids.